AGUGAACAUGUUAAACUGCUUUGACAAACAGCCUUAAGGGUUUAGGACAGUUACUUUCAGCAAGGCAGAAGAGAUGGGAAACUCUUGUUAAGCUUUAAAUGUUUUUUCUUCAUUUUAAUAUGAAUACUGUUUCGAAUACGACAUACAUAACUCUUGAUGGUUUUGUGGAAAUACAUCAAUAUAGAUGGCUUUACUUCAUAAUUCUUUUAACUGCAUAUGUUUUCAUUAUUUGUAGCAAUUUAUCAAUUGUGUGUAUUAUUAUUUUGCAUAAGGAACUCUACAAACCCAUGUACUUUUUAAUUGCAGCUUUGUUAGUCAACUCUGUUCUUUUCAGCACUAAUAUCUACCCAAAGCUUUUGAUUGACUUCUUAUCAGAAAAACAGAUCAUAUCUUAUCAACUUUGUCUUUUGCAGAUAUAUAUAUUUUACUCUUUGAGCUUAUCAGAGUUUUUACUGCUGGCGUUCAUGGCUUUUGACAGGUAUGUGGCCAUAUGUAAGCCCCUGAGUUAUCCAAGAAUUAUGAGGCAAGCAACUGUAAGUACUUUAAUGGCUUUGGCAUGGCUGCUGCCUGCCUGUCAUUUAGCUGUACAUGCUGCUGUAAAUGUGAACUCAAAACUCUGCAGAUUAACAGUGAAAGCAGUUUUUUGCAACAACGCUUUUACUGCUUUGUACUGCUUCAUUCCAAAAAUGCUUUUUAUCUAUGGUCUGACAACUGUAACAAAUAUUUGGAUCUGCCCUCUGUUUUUUGUACUUUUUUCAUACACAAAGAUACUCAUAGUUUCUUGCAAGAGUUGUGGAAAAAUCAAGAAAAAAGCUGCACAAACCUGUUUGCCUCAUUUGCUGGUUUUAAUUAACUUUUCUCUACUUACGAUUUAUCAUGUUAUUGUUGUCAGAGUGGCAUAUGGUUUACCGGAUAUGAUCAAUUUUAUACUGACAAUACAAAUAAUAAUGUGCCAUCCGCUUUUGAAUCCAGUUAUAUAUGGCCUGAAAAUGAAAGCCAUUUAUAAAUAUGUCAAAAUCUGGGUUGCUGGAAAAAAACUAAGAAGUUAG
Oryzias melastigma (Indian medaka) is the source of this 1049-nucleotide messenger RNA. RefSeq names its product olfactory receptor 6N2-like. Gene Ontology annotation, molecular function: G protein-coupled receptor activity; olfactory receptor activity. Bases 99 to 1049 code for a protein of 316 amino acids. Gene Ontology annotation, biological process: G protein-coupled receptor signaling pathway. The transcript has a single exon. Lineage: Eukaryota; Metazoa; Chordata; Actinopteri; Beloniformes; Adrianichthyidae. The record is from RefSeq and is a predicted model, not a curated record. Gene Ontology annotation, cellular component: membrane.